Molecule: messenger RNA, 437 nt
Organism: Rhagoletis zephyria (snowberry fruit fly)
Lineage: Eukaryota; Metazoa; Arthropoda; Insecta; Diptera; Tephritidae
Source: RefSeq, a predicted model, not a curated record
CGCACGCCCUGCCGAUGUUCAAGCAGGACCGGCGAAAGUCGAAGUUCGUGCAGAUGAUCAAGGACCGGAAGGACCCGGUGAAGAGCCACCAGCCGGAGCUGCCGGUGACGGGGGCGGGAGCGGGUGGGCGGCUGGCCUCUGCCGGCAAGACCUUUGCCUCCUUUAUUGCGAAGAACCUCGGCGUGAAGGCGAAGAUUGGCGACGACGGGGAGGACCCGCGGGCGGCGCUGCUGAAGCACGCGAAGGAGGCGGCGGAGAAUCCGUACUGGGUGACGCCCGCCUACACCGCCACACAGCCGAAAGCGAUCUUCAGCGACGCGGCCACGCUGGCGGCGAUGGACAAGGGGGCGAAAGGAGGAGGGGACGAUGAUGAGGAGGAGCAGUACGAGGUGGACGAGGAGGGCGUCAGGAAGCGACGCAAACAUGUGCCCAUCUGA